GGCUGGCACCAGGCAGAGGGGGCUUUAAAAAGGCAAACGUGCCUGGGCUGGGGACCGGAGCCUGUGCUACUGGAAGGCCAGGUGCCCUCCUCCAGCUGGCACCAUGCAGCUCUCUCUCGCCCUGGGUCUCGUCUGCCUGCUGGUGCACGCGGCCUGCCGUGCGGUGGAGGCCCAGGGGUGGCAGGCCUUCAAGAACGAUGCCACGGAGAUCAUCCCGGAGCUGGGCGAGUACCCGGAGCCCCCGCCGGAGCUGGAGAACAACAAGACCAUGAACCGGGCAGAGAACGGAGGGAGGCCUCCCCACCACCCCUUUGAGACCAAAGACGCGUCCGAGUACAGCUGCCGCGAGCUGCACGUCACCCGCUACGUGACCGACGGGCCGUGCCGCAGCGCCAAGCCGGUCACCGAGCUCGUGUGCUCCGGCCAGUGCGGCCCGGCGCGCCUGCUGCCCAACGCCAUCGGCCGCGGCAAGUGGUGGCGCCCAGACGGGCCGGACCUCCGCUGCAUCCCCGACCGCCUCCGCGCGCAGCGGGUGCAGCUGCUGUGCCCCGGGGGCGCCGCGCCGCGCGCGCGCAAGGUGCGCCUGGUGGCCUCGUGCAAGUGCAAGCGCCUCUCCCGCUCGCACAACCGGUCGGAGCUCAAGGACUUCGGGCCCGAGGCCGCGCGGCCGCAGAAGGGCCGGAAGCUGCGGCCCCGCGCCCGGGGCGCCAAGGCCAACCAGGCGGAGCUGGAGAACGCCUAUUAGGGCCCGCCGCCGGCCGCGCCUCCCCGGCGGGCGCCCCUGCCCUCUGCGCGCGGUCCGAGUGUCUGUAUUUCAUUGUAAAUGCCUGCGACCCCGGGCAGGGGCUCAG
This is a messenger RNA of Pipistrellus kuhlii (Kuhl's pipistrelle), 851 nucleotides long. It is a transcript of the gene SOST, whose product is annotated as sclerostin. The transcript is spliced from 2 exons. Gene Ontology annotation, biological process: negative regulation of Wnt signaling pathway; negative regulation of BMP signaling pathway; ossification. Gene Ontology annotation, molecular function: BMP binding. The record is from RefSeq and is a predicted model, not a curated record. Bases 104 to 745 code for a protein of 213 amino acids. NCBI's taxonomy places the organism in Eukaryota, Metazoa, Chordata, Mammalia, Chiroptera, Vespertilionidae.